AUGAUAAUGAUAACAGUUUUUAGUUACUAUAAAUUGGACACUAAAUUGAAUGAAAUAUCAUACCUUUUGAUAACUAUGAAAUAUUUCACACUUUUGGCAGUUAUUGCUACUAUUGCUGUUGUGACUUGUGCCCCAAGGUGAGUUGUUAUAACUUCUACUAUUUUCCUUUGAAAAAUUUUCUCUCCAGAUCUAAAAGAGGAUCUUAUGGCCCACCACAACAAUUCUCAAACUACGGGCCACCACAAUAUCAACAACAACAACCAGGAGGUUACGGACGUCCACCUCCACCACAAGGAGGAUACGGUAGACCAUCUGGGGGAUAUGGAAGACCAUCUUAUGGAAACAACGGAGGUUAUCAAGGACAAGGAAAUCAAUAUCAAGGUGGACAAGGGGGACAAGGAUUUGAUCAAAGUGCUGGAUUCCAAGGAGCUGCUGGAGCACCAGGUGGUUUCCAAGGCUCUCAAGGAGGAUUCGAUGCUCAAGGUGGUGCUCAAGGAGGAUUCCAAGCUUCACAAGGAGGUCCUCAAUUUGACGCAGCUGCCAAUGCUGGAGCUGUAGGUGGAACUGGACCUGAAUACUCGACUGUUGGACAAAAUGCUCCAGCUGCACCAGGACAAGGAUUGUUUGGCGGUGGUGCACCAACUGGCGGAUUUGAUACUUCUGGAUUUGCUGCUGAUGCAAAAUCAACUGUCACCAAGACUGAUUCGAUUUCCGAAGCAUCGCAAACUGGAGUUGCUUCAAGAAAGUAA
This is a messenger RNA of Caenorhabditis angaria, 749 nucleotides long. The record is from the annotation of a GenBank genome assembly. NCBI's taxonomy places the organism in Eukaryota, Metazoa, Nematoda, Chromadorea, Rhabditida, Rhabditidae.